Molecule: messenger RNA, 583 nt
Organism: Doryrhamphus excisus (bluestripe pipefish)
Lineage: Eukaryota; Metazoa; Chordata; Actinopteri; Syngnathiformes; Syngnathidae
Gene: fabp4a
Product: fatty acid binding protein 4a
Molecular function (GO): lipid binding
Source: RefSeq, a predicted model, not a curated record
AGGGACACUAUUGCGGUCAAAAGACUUUCUUUGCACAUUUAGUGGAGAAUAACUAAGUAAAAGACUGCAAACAUGGUGGAGAAAUUUGUCGGGACGUGGAAGAUGGUCUCCAGCGAGAACUUUGACGACUACAUGAAAGCAAUCGGUGUUGGCUUCGCCAUCCGGCAGGUGGGGAAUCGAACCAAGCCCAGUUUGAUCGUGACAGUGGACGAUCAAGGCACCGUCUGCCUGAAGACGCAGAGCACCUUCAAAACGUCCGAGAUCAAGUUCAAGCUGAACGAGCCCUUUGACGAGACCACCGCAGACGACAGGAAGACGAGGACCGUGUUCAGCUUGGAAAAUGGCAAACUUGUGCAGAAACAGAACUGGGACGGCAAGGAGACGAGCAUCGAGAGGGAAGUGACCGAUGGAAAACUAAUAGCGAGGUGCAUCAUGGGAGACGUGGUGGCGGUGAGGACGUACGUCAGGGAGGCGUAACCUCUUCACGUGCCGCCGCCAGUGGACGACCGGCUCAGUUUCAUGAGACCAAUGAAAUUUGAAAUGUUGUUUUUUGGGAAUCCCUGAAUAAAGUUGAUUUGUCCGA